Mesorhabditis spiculigera is the source of this 459-nucleotide messenger RNA. NCBI's taxonomy places the organism in Eukaryota, Metazoa, Nematoda, Chromadorea, Rhabditida, Rhabditidae. The record is from the annotation of a GenBank genome assembly.
AUGGAGGUGAAGGUGCUGUCAUCGAUCAAGGAAUACCAACCAGGGCCCCAGAUCCCUCAGAGCCUUUGGAUGACCCUAGGGCUCCCAUCACGCGGCACUAUGCUUCAUGACCUGGUUCACGAAGGACUGCCAUUCGAAUACCUUGAUCGGAUAGCGAGCCUUCUGCAGACGCAGCGUGUGGUUAUCACCAAGGCGAUUUGCAUAUCACCCUCGACGUUAGCGCGUAGAGCGAAAGCAGGGCGGUUCAACGCCGUAGAAAGCGACCGCCUCGUCGCAUUGGUAGCCGUCUUUGAGGAAGCCCUUUCCCUGUUCGAAAACGACGUUGCAGCUGCAACGGAAUGGAUGAGCUCGCCGGUGCGAGGGCUCGGAUCGAACUGUCCACUCGACAUGCUGGGGACGAGAGUGGAGGCGAGAGCUGUCUUCGAUCUUAUCGGCCAGUUGGAGAGGGGAUUUCUUGUG